Molecule: messenger RNA, 544 nt
Organism: Mycena citricolor
Lineage: Eukaryota; Fungi; Basidiomycota; Agaricomycetes; Agaricales; Mycenaceae
Source: the annotation of a GenBank genome assembly
CGACAUUUGAAUCCCAUCCUGUUCCUUUGUUCGUCGCUUCGGACCAGUCACCUUCUGCAUCUCCGCGAAAAGAUAGCAGGAAAUGAAGAGCCCACGACUUGACGAUUAUGAAGUCGUCGGGCAAUGCCUGCAAACCUACUGUGCAGUGUUCAUAUAGCUUCCGAACAUCCGAUGAGUUGUUCGAGGCACCUGCGUCGGAUAGGAGUCUGGAAUCAGUUGCUUCGAUCUCUUCUUUUGCCUUCGACAGGCUCGAUAUCCGAGAUAGGAUCCGCUCCCGCCCCUUGAUCUGCCUCGAAAGAAAGAACCAUGGUUGAACGAGUUUAGAAUCAGGCUGCAUGCAGAUGGACGAGAGAGGCGAGAUGGGGGAAAUACGCACGAAUCGAGCCCGAACAUCGCAUCCAGCUCCGACUGCAUCCUCGUCACUGGUGCUCUGCGCCGGAAAAACCGAUUUAUCUGUCUGUUCUGCGGGGUCCCCAAUGACUAGAUCUCUUCUUCUCAAUUUGGCCUCGAUUCCCACCACUGUUCAGCGCUUAUCCUGAAUCUG